Molecule: messenger RNA, 996 nt
Organism: Psilocybe cubensis
Lineage: Eukaryota; Fungi; Basidiomycota; Agaricomycetes; Agaricales; Agrocybaceae
Exons: 7
Coding region: 1-996 (331 amino acids)
Biological process (GO): cell wall modification
Molecular function (GO): pectinesterase activity
Source: RefSeq, a predicted model, not a curated record
AUGAUCUUCUUCAAGGAUGAUUCUCAGCAAAAGUCAGUCCUAGGCGCCUCCAGAACGUCACCUCCCUCCGGGGCUGUCAUUGUACGCGCAGGAACGACUACCUCAGGAGAAUUUAGCACCGUUUCAAAAGCCGUCAACUCAUUGCCCAAUGAUAAUUCUGCCAGGACUAUUUUCAUUUUCCCCGGUACAUACACAGAACAAGUGAACAUUACUCGACCCGGACCUCUCACGAUAUUUGGGUCUACUACAGAUACGUCAACAUACUUGCAAAAUUCAGUGACAAUUCAAUUCGGUCUGUCUGCCAGCACUGCCGGCUCUGAUGAUGUCAGUGGAACCAUGCGUGUUCACAAGAACGACUUCAAGAUGUACAAUGUGAAUGUCAAAAACACAUUCGGCCAGGGUUCGCAAGCCAUUGCCAUCAGUCAAUAUGGAACGCGCGUCGGCUUUUACGGCUGCGGAUUUUUUGGCUUUCAGGAUACCGUUCUUGUUGAACAAGGCACACAGGUCUUUUUGAGAGGUUUUAUCCAGGGGGCAACAGACUUUAUUUUCGGUCAGAGAGGACAAGCAUACUUUGAAAGAAAUAUAAUAUCGGUUACCGCCCACGGUUGCAUCACGGCCAGCGGCCGCUCUUCGAAUGAUAAUACGAGCUAUGUCUUCAACGAAAACACUAUUGUUAUGGCAAGCAAUGCUCCAUCAGGUACCGCGGGCAAUGUGUUUUUGGGACGUCCAUGGGCGGAUUUUGCCAAGGUUAUCUUCAAAAACACAGUAAUCACCGCGCCACUCAAUAAAGCAUUAUGGUCGAUCUGGAAUACUGGAGACGAACGAACGGACAACGUCACCUUUUUAGAUUACAACAGUACAGGAUCAGGGAUCUCGGGUGCAAGUCGUGCCCCUUUCAGCUCUCAACUGACCUCCAGUCAGGCGGCUGCUUACACAAUCUCUAGUGCCGUUGGAAGUGAUUUUGCGACAUGGGUGGAUACCUCAUACCUGGCUUGA